Molecule: messenger RNA, 2684 nt
Organism: Cyprinus carpio (common carp)
Lineage: Eukaryota; Metazoa; Chordata; Actinopteri; Cypriniformes; Cyprinidae
Product: ribonucleotide reductase M2 b
Biological process (GO): deoxyribonucleotide biosynthetic process
Cellular component (GO): cytosol
Molecular function (GO): ribonucleoside-diphosphate reductase activity, thioredoxin disulfide as acceptor
Source: RefSeq, a predicted model, not a curated record
UAGUAUACUUGAAUACUCAGAGCAACACUGACUGACAUAUAUACUGAACCAGCUGAGGGUGGUGUCAUAUUUGAAUAGUUUUAGCUUUAUGUAAGACAUGAGAAGCGAAAGGGUUAAUUAGUAUACAGUGGAGGAGGAGCUAGCCGCGUGUUGUGCGCUGCUUCACGAGCGGAUCCUCAAUGACAGACGACGCAGAGACCAAAGACGAUUAUAACCAUGAACUCCGGUAACAGCGGCACUUCAGCGAACAUUAUGGAAUAUCAGAAUGGUCACAAGCAUGUCGACGCAAACAGUGUUGAAGACGAGCCCCUGCUCAGAGAAAACCCAAAGCGAUUUGUCAUUUUCCCAAUCCAGUAUCCUGACAUCUGGAAAAUGUACAAACAAGCUCAGGCCUCAUUCUGGACAGUUGAGGAGGUGGACUUAUCAAAGGACUUGGUUCACUGGGACAACCUGAAGUCUGAAGAGAAACACUUCAUAUCCCAUGUACUCGCUUUCUUUGCAGCAAGUGAUGGGAUAGUCAACGAGAACCUGGUGCAGCGGUUCAGUCAAGAGGUGCAGAUCCCAGAAGCUCGCUCCUUCUACGGCUUUCAGAUCCUCAUAGAGAAUGUGCACUCCGAAAUGUACAGCAUGCUUAUCAACACCUACAUAAGGGAUCUAAAAGAGAGGGACUAUUUGUUUAAUGCAAUUCACACCAUGCCUUGUGUAAGGCGAAAAGCAGACUGGGCCUUACAGUGGAUCUCUGACAGAAACUCAGCUUUUGGAGAGCGAUUAGUAGCAUUUGCAGCAGUGGAAGGCAUCUUCUUCUCUGGAUCAUUUGCUGCCAUCUACUGGUUGAAGAAAAGAGGCCUGAUGCCCGGACUCACCUACUCCAAUGAACUCAUCAGCAGAGAUGAGGGUCUGCACUGUAAUUUCGCAUGUCUAAUGUACAGCUACUUGGUGAAGAAACCUUCUGCUGACAGAGUGAAAGACAUCAUCACAAAAUCCGUGAGCAUUGAACAGGAGUUUCUCACAGAAGCCUUACCCGUCAAUUUGAUCGGGAUGAACUGCUCUCUCAUGAAGCAAUACAUUGAGUUUGUGGCUGACCGGCUGCUAACAGACCUAGGAUUGCCCAAAGUUUACAAGUCAGAAAACCCUUUCGACUUCAUGGAGUCGAUUUCAUUGGAGGGAAAAACGAAUUUCUUCGAGAAGCGAGUGGCUGAAUACCAGCGACUUGGAGUGAUGUCAAAUGUGAUGGACUGUGAAUUCACUCUUGAUGCAGAUUUCUAACGAUGAACUAGAAGAAAUACUAUUUAUUUUUGGGACAGUUUCAUUAUGUUUUGCAGAAAAAAACAUUAGUCAGUUGACUUUUUUUUUUGUGUGCUUUUAGGUCCAAGAAAAAGUAAACAAACUGUAGACUUUAUAGGUUUUGUUUUAUUUUGGGUUUUUUGUUUUCCUAAAUUUCAAAGAUGUUUUAGAUAUUUUUACAUUUUACUUGAUUACUGUACCUAAGUAUUAUUUUGGGGGAUUUGUUCUUCACGCAAGUGCAAUUUAAACUGACUACUUGUACUUUUACUUGAUUAGAAGAAAAUACAGUACUAUAUACACUCCUUAGAAUUUUAUUUCAACUUUAUUACAGAAGUUCUCGUUACAUUUUUGCAUUUUAUUUUCUUUUGCACAGUAAUCAGGUAAGUUUCAGCUUCACUUAUAACUUUCAUCAGGGAAAUGUCUGGCUUCAGUUUAUUUUAAGCCAGUUUAAUUAAUUAUUUUUAAUGAUAUGCAAAUAAAAUCAAUAAUGAGAUUUUAAAUACAGUUAAUAUUUUGGUGGCUAUGAUUGCUUUGAAUUCAUUAAAUGUCACAAAUCUCCAAAAAUAUUGGAUGACGGAAAAUGGAAAGUGGAUGAGUGGUAUUAUAAUUAUAUACUGAGUAGCAAUAGGGCUGUCAAUUAAUUAUGUUUUAAUCUACAUAAUUACAGGAUUUGCCUAUUAAUUAAAGUAAUGAAUCUAAAUCCGUCACAUACUAAUAUUAAGAAAACCUUUAAUGCCCCAAAUAAAUAAGAAAAGUUUAAUUAUUGUAAACAAUGCAUUGAAUAGAAAGCACAAAAUGUUACUUUAAAAGUCAUUAUUGUGUUUUAUUUCCAUGUCACUCAACAUUAACUCAACACAUGUAGUUGUAUACUGUCUGGAAUAUGCAUCACAUCUUGCUCUGAAGAUGAAAAAUUAAAUAAUUUAAUAAAUAAAUAUUUUUAGUCCAUUUAAUGCAAAUAUCCAGGACCUCUUCAAAAACCACACAAAGUGAACGAGAGUAAAAUUUAAAACAUCAGUGUUUUUCUUACACGCCUAUAAUUUUUACUUAAGAAGACAUUGAUUCAUCAACUUGGGUUUUAUGGUUUGCUGCUGUGUUCAUUUUAUUUAGUUUUAGAAGCAGCUUCAUUGGACGUCCUGUACACUUACAUUAUAUGCAGAAAGAUGGACUAUUUUCCAAAAGUGUUUUUGAAGAGAGUCUUACACGGCUUAUACAUGUGGGAUGGCAUGAGAGUGUGAAGGAUGACGUAUCUCUUUAAGGGCUGUAUUUUAUGUGUUCUACUGUGCUGAACAUUAACUGAUGUUGUGUCCAUUGUGUUUUUUUGUUUUUCCCCUUUACCAAACCUUUGUAUCUAUCUAACUAAAACUUUGUAAUUCAAUAUGAUAAAACAAGAAUAUCCUCUC